Messenger RNA from Eptesicus fuscus (big brown bat), 1360 nucleotides. RefSeq names its product C-C motif chemokine receptor 4 (gene CCR4). Gene Ontology annotation, cellular component: membrane. Bases 247 to 1332 code for a protein of 361 amino acids. Gene Ontology annotation, molecular function: C-C chemokine receptor activity. Gene Ontology annotation, biological process: immune response; G protein-coupled receptor signaling pathway; chemotaxis. Lineage: Eukaryota; Metazoa; Chordata; Mammalia; Chiroptera; Vespertilionidae. The transcript is spliced from 2 exons. The record is from RefSeq and is a predicted model, not a curated record.
GAGUGGCUAAGAGUCAUUUUCUGAUUCUUCUGUUAAGGAAAAAAAAAAGCCCGCGUGAAGUCAGCACAGAGUAAGAGAGAGCACUCACAGGAAGACACAUGCCCUUCAAAGGCGACUGCGGGCCCUAGCGCUGCUUCUGGAGCAAGCCUGGCAGAGCCUCGCAGACCUUCUUCAGAGCCACGUGCAGGAGAGCAAGCUUCCUCUGCUUGCCCUCCGAUCUGCCUUGAGGAGCCUGUAGAUUUGAAAAUGAACACCACGAAUACAACAGACCCCACCCUCACGUAUGAAAGCAUCUACAGCAAUUACUACCAGGAUGACUAUUUCCCCGAGCCUUGCACCAAAGAAGGCGUCAAGAAAUUUGGUGGUCUCUUCCUGCCUCCCCUGUACAUCUUGGUCUUUCUGUUUGGGCUGCUUGGGAACGCCUUGGUGGUCCUGGUCCUGUUCAAGUACAAGCGUCUCAGGUCCAUGACGGAUGUGUAUCUGCUCAACCUUGCCAUCUCGGACCUGCUCUUCGUGCUCUCCCUUCCUUUCUGGGCCUACUACACGGCGGACCAGUGGGUUUUUGGACUAGGUCUCUGCAAGAUUAUUUCCUGGAUCUACUUGGUGGGCUUUUACAGCGGCAUCUUCUUCAUCAUGCUCAUGAGCAUCGAUAGAUACCUGGCGAUCGUGCACGUGGUGUUUUCCCUGAGAGCCAGGACCGUGACUUACGGGGUCAUCAUCAGCUUGGCCACGUGGUCAGUGGCUGUCUUCGUCUCCCUGCCAGGCCUUCUCUUCAGCACUUGCUACACGGAGCGCAACCACACCUACUGCAAAACCAAGUACUCGUUCAACGCCACGCAGUGGAAGGUCCUGAGCUCCCUGGAGAUCAACGUUCUAGGCUUGGUGAUCCCCUUGGGGAUCAUGCUGUUUUGCUACUCCAGGAUCAUCAGGACCCUGCAGCACUGCAAAAACGAGAAGAAGAACAAGGCGGUGAAGAUGAUCUUCGCCGUGGUGGUCCUCUACCUGGGCUUCUGGACGCCGUACAACGUCGUGCUCUUCCUGGAGACGCUGGUGGAGCUGCAGGUGCUCCAGGACUGCACCUUGGAGAGGCACCUGGACUACGCCAUCCAGGCCACAGAGACGCUGGCUUUCGUCCACUGCUGCCUGAACCCGGUCAUCUACUUCUUCCUGGGCGAGAAGUUCCGCAAGUACAUCGUCCAGCUCUUCAAAACCUGCAGGGGCUCUUUCGUGCUCUGCAAACACUGCGGGCUCCUCCAGAGCUACCCCCCCGACGCCCCCAGCUCCUCUUACACGCAGUCCACCCUGGACCACGAGCUGCACGACGCGCUGUAAACCAUGCAAAUGCAACAACAACAACAAA